This is a messenger RNA of Dipodomys ordii (Ord's kangaroo rat), 2810 nucleotides long. RefSeq names its product zinc finger protein 185 (LIM domain) (gene Znf185). The transcript is spliced from 23 exons. Bases 198 to 2156 code for a protein of 652 amino acids. Lineage: Eukaryota; Metazoa; Chordata; Mammalia; Rodentia; Heteromyidae. The record is from RefSeq and is a predicted model, not a curated record.
CUCGCCUCCCCGAGCGCUCCCCGCUGCGUCCCGCUCCCAGCAAUCGCCGCCACCUCGGUCUGGCCAGGUCCGGCACUGCCCACUCGAGGGAGCCUACGUCCGGCGCCCGCCCGACCCUCCGCGGGCCCCACAAGCUGGGCACCUGUUCCAGGAGCUACAACUGAAUCAACUGAGAAGGAAACUGCGCAGCAAACACCAUGAGUAUCUCAGCUCUGGGAAGCAGCACCAAAGGGAAGCCCCUGCCUCCAGGUGAGGAGGAGCGCAAUAAUGUCCUCAAGCAGAUGAAAGUUCGAACCAUACUGAAAGGGGACAAGAGCUGGAUCACCAAGCAGGAUGAAUCCGAGGGCCGCACCAUAGAGCUGCCUACGUGUCGGAAUCGGGCCACAUCCUUUUCAUCACCUGGGGAGGUCUCCAAGGCCAGGCCUCCAAACACAAGGGCUUCUUCUGGUUAUAUCAUCCGGGGAGUGUUCACCAAGCCCAUAGAUAGCUCGUCUCAGCCCCAGCAGAACUUUCCUAAGGCUAAUGGAGCUCCAAAAAGUGCUACCGGACUGAUGGGAGCGGGUAAUCCCCGCCCCUCCUCCUCUGGCUACAAGAUGACCACUGAGGAUUACAAGAAGCUGGCACCCUAUAACAUCAGGCGCAGCUCCACAUCAGGAGCUGAAGAGGAAGAGGUGCCGUUCUCUUCAGAUGAGCAAAAACGGAGGUCAGAGGCUGCAAGCAGUGUAGUGAGGAAGACAGCCUCCCGGGAGCACUCCUACGUCCUGUCGGCGGCCAAGAAGACCACUGGAAGUCCUACCCAGGAGAUCCAGGCCCCAUUUAUUGCAAAGAGGGUUGAAGUGGUAGAUGAGGACGGCACUUCUGAGGGGAGCCGGCAGCCACCUACUCUGGCAAGACCCACUUCUGGCUUGAGCAGCUUGAGAGGUGAGGAGAUUGUCCGCCUGCAAAUCACAACACCCAGGGCAGGACUCCGCGUGGUGGCCCCGGAACUGGAAAGCAUGAGGUCUUCCCCAGGCCACAAAGACAAGGAGGCACCUUGCUCUGUAGGACUCAAGAGAAAUUCGGCUGGUGAGGAAACCUUCAAGAGCCCCAACACGGACUCUAAAAGAUCAGCUAUGCAAUUGAGUGAUGGCACCGAGGAAUCUGGAGCCAUAGGGUCUACACCAGAAGUCUCCAUUGGAGAAGACAAUGGCUCUGAGACAAAAGGCUCCAGUUCCACUUCAGCCUCUGUUGCCCUGGCUGAUAGCAAGGAUGGCAGUGUAGCAGACCUGGAGGCUACCAAGGCAAACUCCAAGGGGAUCUCCGCCAGUUAUGAGAUGAAGAUUGUGGACCCCAAGAUCAGUGAGGCCUCGCCAGAGAGAUCUGGAGCCCCAGGAGCUGUCAGGGAAGACACAGCUGCACCCGCUGAGCAAUCGGAAGAUCCCAGUGCCUUGGAGCCCCAGAGCAGCCUCAGCAGUUCGGAGCAGUGCGUUGAAGUGCAGAGCUGCAGCAGCAGGAUCUCCACCGGUUAUGAGGUGAAGAGUGUGGGCCCCAAGAUCAGUGAGGCCUCGCCAGAGAGAUCUGGAGCCCCAGGAGCUGUCAGGGAAGACACAGCCGCACCCGCUGAGCAACCAGAAGAUCCCAGUGCCUUGGAGCCCCAGAGCAGCCUCAGCAGUCCUGAGCAGUGCGUUGAAGUGCAGAGCUGCAGCAGCAGGGUGAAAAGUCCAUCAAGCUGCAUGGUCACGGUGACUGUCACGGCCACUUCCGAGCAACCUCACAUUUAUAUUCCGGGCUCCUCAAGUGAAUUGGAAUCCAGCCCAACCACCAAAGGCAUUGUGUUUGUGAAGGAGUACAUGAACGCUAGUGAGGUGUCUUCUGGGAAGCCAGCAUCUCCACGGUAUGGCAGUGUCAGCAGUGCCGAGGACUCGCUUGACAUGGAGAAGAAGCUCCCAUACAACAGCACUCCAUACUCUGAGAGAACAACUGGAGGUAUCUGCACUUACUGCAGCCGGGAGAUCCGAGACUGUCCAAAGAUUACCUUAGAACAUCUUGGCAUCUGCUGCCAUGAAUAUUGUUUUAAGUGUGGCAUCUGCAAUAAACCAAUGGGUGACCUCCUGGAUCAGAUCUUCAUUCACCGAGACACCAUCCACUGUGGGAAAUGCUAUGGAAAGCUCUUCUAGCUCCCCACCGGCUGAGCAGAAGCUGAUGAAUCCCAGACAAGUUUGGCUAUCCCAUUGCCUAAAGUUACUGGCUCCUCUCUUUCUCUCUCUCACUGAUCUCUUCAUACUUCUACCCAUCUUAGAUUGAACUUACUAACAUCCAAUACUGAAUCUUAAUGAUGCUACACCAAUUACUUCUGUGUGUAGUUUUUAUAGCUUAAGAAAUCUCUUUACAGCUAUGAGUUCAUUUCAGGCUUGAACUCCUUGAUCAAAGGAUCAAAUAGGAACUGCAUUUUGGCUUCUCUAAGACAUACUGGCUUUUUAACAAAUGCAGCCAAUCUGGAUGUUAGGCCUGGGCAGAAGUGUGGGGCUCAAUGUGCUGAUUCUCUUGAGGCUUCUGAGGGACCACAUUGAAAAGUACUGACGAUCCCUGGUGGGUAAAUUGCAGGCAUUGAAUGCUAGGCAUUAAAUAGGCUAAUGGCUUGUCUAUUUGCCAUAUGCAUUUAAAAAUUUUUCCAUCCACAUUUUAAAUUAGUUGUUUUACAUGGAGUUAUGUAGCAGAUUUUAAUUACUUCCUCCUAUCUUCCUUUCACCAUAUUUGUUUUUCUGUGAAGGUUUGUGGGUAUGUUUUGAGAAGUUUACCCAGUUAGACCUAAAUUUAAUAGAGUAUGACUU